AUGCAGACUGCUUCUACAAACAUUUAUGAAAGACUGUGCAAUAAGUCCAUCCGUGAAAUUUCCUUGCUACUAAAUAUUCCACGGCCAACUGUUAGUGGUAUUAGAACAAAGUGGAAGCAACUGGGAACAACAGCAACUCAGCCAUGAAGUGGUAGGCCAUGUAAAAUGAAAGAACGGGGUCAGUGCACGCUGAAGCACACAGUACGCAGAAGUCAUCAACUGUCUGCAAUGUCAAUAGCCAAAGACCUCCACACUUUGUGUGGCCUUCAGAUUAGAACAACAACAGUGCGUAGAGAGCUUCAUGGAAUGAGUUUCCAUGGCCGAGCAGCUGCACCCAAGUCUUGCACUACGAAGUGCAAUACAAAGCGUUAGAUGCAGUGGUGUAAAGCACGCCACCACUGGAUUCUAG
Staurois parvus is the source of this 409-nucleotide messenger RNA. Lineage: Eukaryota; Metazoa; Chordata; Amphibia; Anura; Ranidae. The record is from the annotation of a GenBank genome assembly.